Chenopodium quinoa (quinoa) is the source of this 2200-nucleotide messenger RNA. RefSeq lists its product as uncharacterized. The transcript has 2 exons. NCBI's taxonomy places the organism in Eukaryota, Viridiplantae, Streptophyta, Magnoliopsida, Caryophyllales, Amaranthaceae. The record is from RefSeq and is a predicted model, not a curated record. The coding region runs from base 1162 to 1893 and encodes 243 amino acids.
GCAACAUAUUUCUCAUAAGGCAAACUAUUUCGUACUAAUUGAACAUAAGUCCUUAAAAACAAGGCUAAAACUGUUUGGUUUUGGGGUCAUUUUGGUGGUAUUUUGCGGUUUUUUAUUUGCCGGGUCGAACUACAAUUGCAGCAAGGUAAGGGUUCUGCUCGAAAAUGGGGUUGUAUUUGUUGGGUUUUGGGGUCGAUUUAUGCUGGGUUUUUUUGGUUUGCCGGGGUUGAACAGAGGUUGCAGUAAGCUAGGGGAUUUGCUUGAAAAUGGGGUCGAAUUUGUUGGUUUUAAGGUUAUCUAUACUAGUAGACUGAGCUUUAAGGUUGGAUAAGGAUUUUGUUUCUCAUACUCAUAACUUAAAGCCAAGAUUAGAGUAGGCUGUUCAUGCUUCUAACAUAGUUUUUUUUUAUUUUUUAUUCUUGAUACAUUUAUAUCUUGAAGUUAUAUGUACUUUCUUUCGUGAUUUAUUUGGUGAGUUUGGAACAAUAGGAUUUGGCUUAAUUUUGUGGAAUAUAUAAGGUUAGGUUCUUAUCAUUCUUUGAAAUACAUAGUGUAACAGUUGGCACUUAGGCUUUUGGUCUUACUAGCCAACAAGUUUAUCAGUUUAUUCAUUUCUGGGGAAUAAUGCCUUAUGUGGCUUGGGAUGAUAGUGUUCUUUUUUCUAUUGCCUAGCUUCUUUAUUUAUCUCCUUGGAAGACAGCCUUUGUGAUUUCUCAUCACUCGUAUUCUUUUUCACUUCUCUGUCCACAAGUUUCUUUUUUAUUUUUUUUUCUUUGGUCAAGUGUAAGGUUGCAACGUAGAAUUUGGGGCCUUGUCUUGUUUUGUGAAUAAACUUAGGCUGCUGAGAUUACCAAGUGUACCUUGUUUUUAAUCUCUAUUUAAAGCUUCUAACAUACUUAUUUUUUUCAAAUAGUGAUGGUGAUGAAGCUGUAAAAAAUGAUGAUCAGUGGACCAGAAGUCCAAUUGUGGAGUCAUCUUUACUAGAAGUUAUAAACAAUGAUCAGAUUCAAAGUGAUAAUUUUGAUAAUCCUGUUGGUGAUGAUGCUGCUACAACCUCUAAUCAGUUUGCUACAACAUCUUCUGGAAACGUAAACAAGAGUACCAAAGUAGAUAAUAAAGGAGGUGAUCCAAUUGAGGGAGAACUUAAAGUUAGAGCUAAAGAUGUUCCGAAAAAACAAAGCAAUGAAGAAAGAACCAAAGAAGGAAGACAAAGGGAAAAAAAGGAAAAGAAAGGUUGAUGAGAGUGAUUCUGAUGAUGAUAUUGAAAUUAUUCAUGUAGAUCAAAUGGAAUGUAGAACAAUAAAUCAACGGAUUCCUCCUAAGAAUUUUAAGAACAUUGUGCUUAAAGAUUUGCCCAAAUAUCGUAGGGCGGCUACUAGAAAAAUUGGCUUUGGAGGUUUCUUAGAUUCACAUAAAUCCAUGUUUUGCUCUAAGCUUGUGUCGAGUUUUGACUGUGAUAAGGUGUCUUUAGUUCUUGAGAGGAACCAAGAGAUUGAAAUUACACCUGUAGACAUACAUUUGGUUUAUGGUUUGCCGAUGGGAGGAGAAAUUAUUAAAGAGCCCCGACAAGAGGAGGAUGAAGAAUGGGUUGAGUUUAUUAGACGAUGGAGAUCUUAUUUUGGGAUAAGUGGUGGAAGUCCAUCAAACUCUGUGAUUAUUAAUCGAAUUGAAGAGUUAAAGAAGAAACCUGCUUGUGAUGAAUUCAUUUGGCAUUUUGUAGUUUCUGUUGGCAAUUAUUGUACUCCCUCCGCCACAAUUAUCUGCAACAUUUGCCAUAAAUGGGUGCUCUCUAUAAUCUGCAACAAUUUUUUUUCCUAUUUUAGUAAAUUUUUAACAGCAAAAUGUCAACCUUACCCUUACCUAAAACUUUUAACUUUGUUUACAAUUUGUUAAUUACACUGAAUUAAUUCCUAACUAUCUAACUCACCCCAAUGAUUCCCACCUAAAAUAUGACCCCCUCCCCUCCUGUCUCAUCAGCAACCUUUCAUCUCCCAACCACCACAUUCAAUGAACUGCAUUGAAUUGGCCUUGAAAUGCAGCCCAGAUUGAUUCAUCUUCAGUAGAAUUCUCCAAAAUUCAUUUAAACGCCUCCUCUCUCCCCUCUUCUCUCUCCACUUCUCCGUUUGUUGUUCUUCCCAUUUUCUCCGCGAAACCCUACAAUUUCUUCAUCUCUCUCCAAAAAAAUGAGUAACAAUCUAGA